UAAAGACGAGAAAUGGUUGGAAAAUAGGAUAACCUAGUGGGUUUAUAUGAAAAUAGCCAAGGCUACUCGCCUUGCUGGUCUGCCAGGCUCUGACUACCCUUAUUGGAGAAUCACCCUGAUCAACCCGCAUCACAUGAUCCGGAUCACGUGCUGUGCACCACCAACAAAAACCAACUAAGCAUACGAUUUGACCGCCGUAGUCCUACCAAUACUCCAUCUGCCCCUCCCAUUCAAAGUCACAACCAUAGCCACCAAUGAACAACCUUCCUAACCACCAGAACAUGCAGGGAGGUAGUGCUGGGCUUAAUUCCAACCCAUCGCAGCCCCCCCAAAACAUGAAUGGAGCCAACGUGAACCGACCCCAACAGGGCCAGCAACGCCAAAUCAACGUCCAUCCCAGCCAGGUGCCUCACCUCGUGCUGGCAUUGAAGAACGAAGUGGCGUUGGCCAAGGCGUCGGCAGAUGAUCCAGCCAAACAGCAGCAGCACUACAGCAAAGCUGAGAACAUUCGCCAGAUCUUGUUGAACUACCAGGCCCAGCAACGGUCGAGAAUGCAGCAACAGCAGAACCAACAGAACCAGCAGGGACAACAGGUCCAGAAUGCGCAGAACCAGCAACAGCAGCCAUUUACCCAGCAGCCUACGGCCUCCAGCGUGCAGUCGCCAAUGCCCAACAACAUGCACCAGCAAAGCCGCCAGGCAUCGAGCCAGGCGACUCCCAUCAUGGGAUCUCCGGGCCUCACAAUGGACCAGAUGCGCCAGUCGCCAGUAAUGCAGCGCCAGUCACCUGUGAUGCAGCAGCAAAUGAGACAGUCGCCACUAAUGCAACAGCAGGCCCCACAGCAGCAGCAGCAGCAGCAGCAGCAGCAGCAGCAGCAACAACAACAACAACAGCAACAGCAGCAACAGCAGCAACAGCAACAACAGAACCAACAACAGGCUCAGCAGCAGUUCCAGCAACAGCAGCUAAGGAAUAAUGCACAAACAGGGCAGGCCAACAUGAGCACCCCUUCAAUCCCACCCAACGCCGUGACGGUCGAACGGUUCAACCAGGUCAAGCAGAGGCUCCAGGAGGUGGGCAGAAAAAUCCAGAUCUUGCAACAAAGCAAGAAGGGGAGCGUCACUCCCGAGCAGAUGACUGCAAUCGAUAAGGAAAUCACCGAAUGGAAGGCCAAGUUCGCCCAGUUCCAACGAGUUGGUAUAAUCAUGAGAAACCAGCUCAUGCAGCAGGUCAAGGCCAACAACCCCAACGGGGCCACGGGUACGGAUGUCGGUAGCUUGGGCUCUGCUCCUGGCUCGCUGGGUGCACAAACACAAAUCCCAGUGCAAGCACAACAAUUCAUGCCUCAGCAGACACCGAAUCAACAACAGCAGAAAAUCAACGGAGUGGCUUCACCAUCGUUGCAGAACAUCGGUGGCCAGCAGCAAAGGCCCGGGUCACAACCUCAGCAACAGCGUCAGCAAUCGGUUCCCCAGGUGACUCAGAUUCAGCAGGUCCAGCAACAAGCACAGAGAAUUCUCCAACAGCAACAACAGCAACAACAGCAACAGAGACAGAACGUGCCUUCUUCGAUGGGAGGCCAGGGUCAGGUGCAACCACCUAUUUCUGCUCCAGCACCAGUGGCACCAGUUUCUGCCCAAGUCAAACAGGCAUCGAUUGCUCCUCCUAGCCAGGGACAGACUCCAGUGGCAUUUGCACCCAGUGCCACCACUCUCUCGGGGUCUCCUCAAGUGCUGGCCAGGCCACUUUCUGCCGUUGGUGUGACAAACGUUGACACCAAAUCAAGCACUCCAGUGGGCAUUAUUUCCAAUGCCACUGCAUCUGUCACCACUGCCAAUGCAUCAGCCGAUACCCCAAACAAGGAGGAUGCAUCGCCACAGAAAUCAGGAACGCCGUCGCUGUCUUUGCGGGCCAAUGAGCCACCUCCAGUCAAUUUAUCCGGCAUCACUAAGCCAAGCGUACCUUCCAUUCCAAUUUCAAGCACUAUCAACGUCAAGCCCCCAGCAUCCGUCACUCUCAAGGUUACUGGUGAUAGCAGACCAUCGCUCACAGGUGGAUCUGCCAACAGUUUGGGUGCUUUCUUGAAUACCCCUGCAAUCACAAAGCUUCCGAUGUUUGAUCUUGCGAGUCGUGGUGGUUCCGGCAGUUUGCCAGAGGCUGGAGGACGCAUGCUUUCCAAGAGAAAGCUUAGUGAAUUGAUCAACACCACAGGAGCAGACGAGGGUGAUGGGAAGACCAACAUCGAUGGAAACGUGGAGGAAUUGUUGCUUGAUUUGGCGGAUGAAUUUAUCAACUCUGUUGCCGGGUUUGCAUGCAGAUUAGCCAAGCAUCGUAAGGUUGACACUAUUGAUGCCAAGGAUGUUCAACUUCACCUCGAGAGAAACUGGAAUAUUAGAAUUCCUGGGUAUGCUAUGGACGAAAUUAGAUCGACUAGAAAGCUUCAGCCUACAUCCAGCUACAAUCAAAAGGUUUCUGGUGUGGAAAUUUCAAAGUCUGUUAACGGAAAUAUUAGCUGAUAAGUGAACUUGAAGAGAGAGCCAAUCUAGGCAAUGGAUUUGGUUACAUGAAUGGUUUUACUUCAUUCAUACUGGUAGAUCAUUGUACAUGUAGAGUACACCGAUAGUUACAGAUAUACAGCCCUGUAUCUGGGGCCUAAAUUGGUUCGAUACUAGAAGAUAAUAUAAAGGAACAU
Messenger RNA from Suhomyces tanzawaensis NRRL Y-17324, 2692 nucleotides. RefSeq lists its product as uncharacterized. The coding region runs from base 255 to 2516 and encodes 753 amino acids. The record is from RefSeq and is a predicted model, not a curated record. The transcript has a single exon. Gene Ontology annotation, cellular component: transcription factor TFIID complex; SLIK (SAGA-like) complex; SAGA complex. NCBI's taxonomy places the organism in Eukaryota, Fungi, Ascomycota, Pichiomycetes, Serinales, Debaryomycetaceae. Gene Ontology annotation, biological process: DNA-templated transcription initiation; RNA polymerase II preinitiation complex assembly. Gene Ontology annotation, molecular function: protein heterodimerization activity; DNA binding; TBP-class protein binding.